Molecule: messenger RNA, 348 nt
Organism: Staurois parvus
Lineage: Eukaryota; Metazoa; Chordata; Amphibia; Anura; Ranidae
Source: the annotation of a GenBank genome assembly
CUGCCAAUCCCUCCACUGGCCUCCACUCAGUGUCCUCCACCCCCCUCUGCCAAUCCCUCCACUGGCCUCCACUCAGUGUCCUCCACCCCCCUCUGCCAAUCCCUCCACUGGCCUCCACUCAGUGUUCUCCACCCCUCUCUGCCAAUCCCUCCACUGACCUCCAUUCAGUGUCCUCCACCCCUCUCUGCAAUCCCUCCACUGGCCUCCACUCAGUGUCCUCCACCCCUCUCUGCCAAUCCCUCCACUGGCCUCAACUCAUGUCCUUCACCCCUCUCUGCCAAUCCCUCCACUGGCCUCCAUUCAGUGUCCUCCACCCCUCUCUGCCAAUCCCUCCACUGGCCUCCAUUC